AUGCCUGCCGGUGCUCUGGAGUCGCGCCCAGAACGCGUUCGUCCUGUCAGGGGCUCUCUCCGUUCUUCGAGGCGAAGGGGCCAUCAAACUGCUAGGGAGUUGUUCUCGGAGGAUCCAAUUGAGGACACCGAGGGUUUUGACACUGGCUUAGACGAAUCCGAGGUUCCCGAGGUUCGAGUUCCUUCCCCCGGUCCUUCGCUGGAUGCCCCUGGCGAACCAAGAGAAUCCGGGCGCCCAGGACCGGUCCAUAGUCCGACCAUUGGACAAAUGGGGGCGCCGCUUCUGUCUCCGAGUAGCUCGCUUCUCUCGAAGCGUCAGCGGGAGGCAGCGGCCGAGAGUUCCCGAGCGGGGGCGGCUAAGAAGGCCCGCGGUGAUGAGACAGCAGAGACUGUCCGAGCGGUAGAAGGUCGGGAUAAUGUUCCCCAGGUAGGUAUCCCCGGAGCGGCGACGUCUGGGUCUGGAGCCGCGCUGCCCGCCUCUUCUGCCACAUCGGGGGCGAUUCCGGCGACUUCGAAGGACGCUCCUCCGCAAUCUAUCAUGAGACCACAGACGGGAGUUCCAGCGACUUCUGUGCCCGCAUCAGGAGGUGCGGUUGAGAAAGUGAUCUUCAUUCCUUCCGACGAAGAGGAGGAAGCUGGAGAUGAUGAGGGGCCCACAGGCUCAGCUGAUCCUAUCCGUGAAGUCACAGGUAAAGAGGAUCCUCACUCUUGGGCGAACCGCUCAUCUGGGGAGUCGGGCGAAUCUGAGGAGGAUGACAAUGUCUCGGUUCAUGAGGCAUUGUCCAGCGAGGAAGAGGAUUUGGCUCCUGAAGACGCGCCUGGCCAAAUAGGGGGAUCUCCUGCUCCUGCGGCAGCGUCGGCUGGGGAUCGUUCAUCGGCACGAGAGUCUCCGCUUCAACGGAAGGACUCUGCAGGUGACCACUUCUUCGUCGGCGGCGGCCGUUGA
Asparagus officinalis (garden asparagus) is the source of this 945-nucleotide messenger RNA. RefSeq lists its product as uncharacterized. Lineage: Eukaryota; Viridiplantae; Streptophyta; Magnoliopsida; Asparagales; Asparagaceae. The transcript is spliced from 4 exons. The record is from RefSeq and is a predicted model, not a curated record. The coding region runs from base 1 to 945 and encodes 314 amino acids.